Periconia digitata is the source of this 1211-nucleotide messenger RNA. The record is from the annotation of a GenBank genome assembly. Lineage: Eukaryota; Fungi; Ascomycota; Dothideomycetes; Pleosporales; Periconiaceae.
AAUAAACCACAUGGUUGAGGCCGCUGUUGCCGUCUCAACCACGGAGUGACGCCAUCUCAGCCAAUCAUGGCCUGUUGUGGCUCGCAAUCCCAACUCAGCCUCCCUCUCCCCAACUGGUCGCAGGGCAAUCAACACAUAAACAACAUCUGUUGAUAUACAGCUGCCUCCAAUUCUGCUCCUCCAUCUCUGCUUCGCAAUAGCUCCACCUCCACGUCACCAAAACUCAAAACCCCAGCCGUUGGCGCAGAAAAAGGUGAGUGUUCUCGAUCACUCGAUCCGGCCGUGACUCGGUAGUAGCGGAAGCUGCCUGCGCAUCAUUGCGCUCUGACGUAGUUCACCACCCCAUCACACUCCCUCGUGCCUAUGACGAUUUCAGACCCGCGACCGCCCGCUGACUUUCGCUUUUAAACCCAGAAGCAAUCACUCUCUCCCUGCAUAGCAAAACCCUCUUUGCUGUGCAUACUUUCACAUCUGCAUCUGCAUCCGCAUCUCGCGCAGCCCUACGACCCUUCUUCUCGCUAUUUCCUCGUGCAUAGCCUGACGCUUUGAGACAUAGUCCUUUAUCACCCAUCCUCACCACCACCACAACAACAACGAAAACUAUCUCCGCUUUCUCCCUCCACACUCAUCAUGGUCUCGCAAGCAUUGACCCUUGGUCUUCGUGGCUGGCAGGUACGUCGGUUUCCGAUUCAAUCUUUCCCUGCGUUCAGCAUGUCGUCUCUUGGCUAACGCACGCAUUGCAGUUCCUCUGCUCAUUAAUCAUUCUGGCCUUGGUAGGCAACAUGAUUGCGACCGCAUGGUCCGGCAACUCCGCAAUGGUCAACUAUGAUAUGUUCGUAGCCGUCUUCGGCAUGUUGUCGCUGCUGUACCUUCUCCCGACCGCCUUUCUCUCGAGUUACAGCGUCCCAAUCGUCAACAUCGCCCUGGAUGCCUUGAACGUCUUGUUCUGGUUUUGCGCUGCUGUUGCCACUGCAGCCUACUUGGGUGUGCACAGCUGCAACGAUAGAGCUUAUACCACCACCAACCACAUCACCAACGGCUCGCCCAACACCGAAAAGCGAUGCCGCGAAGCACAAGCCUCGACAGCUUUCUUCUGGUUCGGCUGGGCUGCCUGGGUCGCUACCCUUGCCUUCUCCGUUAUGGCUGGUCGCGGCAAUGCCAACUUGCGUGGUGGCAUUCGUCGUGGCGGUCCUGCCAUGAGUCAGGUCUAG